UGUCAAGUGUCAGUUCCAGUGUCCAAUUCAAGAUUUGGAUUUGAUGUCUGUGUGUCAGAGUAGUUUGUUUUGUGCCGUGAGUUAGACCCACAAGUGUGUUAUAGUUCUUACCGUAUUUUAUGAAACAAUCUUUUUGGAUAAUUUAUCUAAUUGGACCAAUCCAAUACUGACGUCUACGAAGCUUAUUAUGAAUUAAACCUCUCUAUUUAACGUCAUAAUUUAGCCACUUUUCAAGUUUAUCAACUAUUGUUGUUUACUAGAAGUAAACAUUUGUGAAAAUAACUUUAGUCUGCGAGUAUGUUUUGAAUGGUACAGUUUGUGUAAUUUUAUUUAAAAAUGAAACAUUUGUCAAGCAAACCUAUGCCCUCAGAACCCGAGGAAUGUGUUAUAUUUCAGCAGUUAGAUUUGUUUUCAAAUGGAUUUCCUGUAAUGGAAGAAAUUAGAAGACAUGGAAAAUUGUGUGAUGUUACUUUGAAGGUAGAGGACCAGUCCUUCAGUGGACAUCGGAUCGUGCUAGCCGCCACCAUUCCGUACUUCCAUGCCAUGUUCACCCAUGACAUGGUGGAGAGCAAGCAGAGAGAUAUCACCAUUCAUGGCAUUGAUGCUGUAGCGCUGGAAGCCCUUGUGAACUUUGCAUACAGCGGGCGAGUUACCAUUAAUACAUCAAAUGUCCAGAGCCUCAUGGUGGGUGCUUCGUUUCUUUCGUUACCUAAAGUGAGAAAUGCCUGUGCCGAAUUCCUUAAAAAACGGUUUCACCCGCAGAACGUUUUGGGUAUCAGACAGUUCGCAGACACACUAGGAUGUGUGGUACUGGUGGAGGCAGCUGACAAGUAUGUGCAGCAAUACUUCCACGAUGUUAGUCUCUGUGAGGAGUACCUGUCUCUCAGUUCAGCAGAACUGUUGGAUAUUGUCAAGCGGGAUGAGCUUCACGUGAUAUCCGAGGAACAGGUUUUUGAGGCAAUAAUGCGAUGGGUGAAGAAGGAUCCGGAGCUGCGAAGCAAGGAUCUACCACAGCUGUUGGCAGCAGUGAGACUGCCCCUUUUGAGACCCCACUAUCUGGCAGACAGUGUGGCCACAGAGGAGCUGGUCCGUACCUCUCAUGAGUGCAGGGAUUUACUGGACGAGGCAAAGGACUAUCAUCUAAUGCCAGAGAGACGUCCAUUGUUGCAGAGUUUUCGCACCCGUCCUCGGUGUUGUAACUACAUCAUGGGUCACAUCUUCGCAGUUGGGGGCUUAACGAAGAAUGGUGACUCUCUGUCGACUGUGGAGGUGUUUGACCCGAUAGUCGGGCGUUGGCAGAUGGCAGAGGCCAUGUCAAUGUUGCGCAGUCGCGUGGGAGUUGCUGUCAUGAAGAAUCGACUCUACGCCUUUGGUGGGUACAAUGGCUCCGAACGUCUCUCCACUGUUGAAGUGUUUGAUCCUGACAAACGUGUUUGGAGACAGGUGUCACCAAUGAACUGCAAGAGAAGUGCGGUUGGUGCUGCUGCUCUCAACGACCGACUAUAUGUCUGCGGCGGCUACGAUGGAGUGUCUUCUCUUAACACUGUGGAAUGCUACCAGCCUGAGACUGAUACUUGGACCACUAUUACUUCUAUGCAGAAGCACAGAAGUGCUGGUGGUGUCAUUGGCUUCGAGGGUUAUGUCUACGCACUGGGAGGCCAUGAUGGUCUCUCCAUCUUUGAUUCAGUGGAACGCUAUGACCCUAGCAAGGGCACGUGGACGGCUGUCACCCCCAUGUUAACCAAGCGCUGCAGACUGGGAGUGGCCACACUCAAUGACAAGCUGUAUGUCUGCGGCGGUUACGACGGCGCCACCUUCCUGCAGUCGGUGGAGAUGUAUGAUCCUGUAGUCGACAAAUGGAAGUUUGUAGCAGCAAUGAACGUAAUGCGUAGCAGAGUGGCUCUGGUAGCCAACAUGGGCAAACUGUGGGCCAUCGGCGGUUACGAUGGUGUGUCCAACCUGUCCACAGUGGAGGCCUACGAUCCCACAACGGACUCAUGGUCAUUUGUGGCAGCUAUGUGUGCCCAUGAGGGGGGAGUAGGGGUGGGUGUCAUACCCAUCUGUGGCUCCUUUGACUAGACAGUGUCUUGUCAGGCAUUUGGCUCUGUGCUUCUGUUCAUACUCAGGAUCUUCUACGAGAGUGUUAAUAUCAUUGUCUUUGUAUUGGUAAUUAAUGUAUCUCUUUUUAAUAACAUUUUUUAAAACUAAUUUAAUAAAAAUGCAGCAAAAUGUUCAAUCUUCAUGUAGAUCUUUAUUAACUCUUUGGGAUCGGCCAGGACAGUGUUUAUCCCACUAGUAGUGAGUGGUUAUGUUGUGUGCGAGACAGUGCCUGUCCCGGGAUACUAGAGUAGCCGAUUAGCACACGGGACACCUCUUGUCCCGCACCGAAACGUUUUGUUCUCUAUUUACUUUUUCAACAGCCAAUCACUUUUUUUAUUUCAAAUCCUCAUCAUUUGCUUGGUUUUCUAAAAAUCAGUUAUCUUUUCUAACAAAAAUAAUUAAAAAUUCAAAUUUUUUGGUUUACAGAAAUCAUUUGGUGCACUGUUUUUUGUUUUGUUUCUAUAUAACUUAAAUAAUUACUAAAACUCAUCUGACACUGACCCAUCCAACACACCCUUCCCCCAUCCCACUCCCCUAAUGUAUCUCCAUCAGUGUGGAGCUGCAGCCGGCCGGCGAUCAUGUCAAGUUUAGGUAACACCCAAUCAGAAUGCAUUGCAACAGGCAUUCUAAAAUAGCCUUAUUUUAUUCAGUGAAACUAUAAAUAAAUGUUAUUAUCGAGAAGCGUAUACGGGAGACAUUAUAAGCGGGUUCCAUAGUAAUUUAGUUUUCUAGCAGAAAACAUCAACUUAAAACCUAUAAAAUAAGUAAGCUUGAGGUAUUUAAUUGGAACAAUGCGCAGAACAUGAGAUUUAUGUAUAAUCUAGCCGGCCAAUCAGAUCUGUACAGCACCACUAUUCAUGGGCGGCCCGUGUCAAACACUGCCGAUGCCAAAGGGUUAACAAUGCAUAUUUUUGUUAGAUUUAUUAUUUAUUAUGUUUUAUUUGAUUUUUCUUGUUUGGAAGGUGUGGAUAUUAUUUAAUUAUAAUUGACACCGAUGUCAAGCUGCAUGUCUCUUCAGCAAUUGAAAGAUCACUUGUUCCAGAGACCUCUUGAUAUGUGUGUGUGUGUGUUCUUAAAGUUCACAUUGUAAAGUAAAUUCAAUUUUUUAGAUCAACUAAUUGUUAUAUUAUAACAAAAUAAAUUUAAAAAAGGCUUUCAAAUAACAUUUCUAAAAUGUUCAUUGUACGUUUUUUUUAAUUAAAGUAUACUCUAAAAUCAAUUAGUAUGUAAAUAUUUAUUUUGUUCAACAUACAUUUUAUUGCUUGUAUAAACAAAAAUUCACAAGGUUAUGUUAUAAAUCUGAAAUAUUAUAAUAUUAUUUUAUUAUCUGUAUGUUUAUCACAUAGCUAGCCAAAUGCCAAUAUCAGUCAACAUAUUGUCUACUUUGUGAUCAGUUUUGUUUUACAAAAUACUUUUAUUACUGAAGCAGCAAUAAUCAACCACUUGUUGUAUUGUUCGGUCUUUCAGAGAGGAAUCAUAUUUUUUAAAUGUAAUUGUAUAUAGUGAGGUCAAAGGUUGGUGUUAGUGAUAGUUUCAUAAUUUAGAUCUGUAAUUUUGAUCUUAUUUGUCACUUACUUGAAAUUUAAUAACGUACUUAGUCAUGACAAUGAUCUGAUUAAAAUUUAAGAGGCAAGGACUAGACAACAUGUAUAAAUUAGUAAGAAUAACAUUAACAUGGUUCUUUGCUUUGUUCUCUUUGAUAUUUUGUUCAAGUAUUCUUCUUUAAUUAAAUUUCUCACAUUUUUUAAGAUCUAACAUAGUUUUAUGAGUAUUUUUAAUGAUGGUACAAAAUAAAUUGUAAGAAAACUAAGCAAUGUUCUCUGUUCCAUUGGGUAUGAAUGGAAAGUACCACUAAGUUUCUGAUGUCUAGGGAAUGUGACUUCUUGUAUGCUUGGCAGUUGGUAGUGAUUUGGACAUUGGUUCCCAGAUGUUGUCUUUAAAAUUAUAUUAUUUACAAACUCAGCACUUUGAACUAUUCAUAGAGCUAAAUUAUACUUCCUUUUGAUAGCAGAAAUAUUUGGCGCUUGUUGAUUAAACAAGUUUAAUUGAAAUUACAUGGAUGGAUUUUUUAUUCUCUGUAUUUAAGUUAUAAACAAAUAAAACAUUUACAUUAAAGAAAUUUUCAAUUCAGCUUGAAAACAUUAUUUGCAUGCUAAAUUUAUAUGCAGUUUCAAUAAGUUCUUCAGAGAUAUUGAAAGGAUAUAGUACAAAACAUAUCAUUACAAACCUGGCCGUUUAGCUUUAUUUUAUUAAUAAUGUAAAAAGAUCUGAAUUAAUAAUUAAAUUGAUUACACUCACACAAAGUUGAAUCAUAUCUCUUCUUGGCUUAAGGGAAUGAAAAAGUACAUUUUCCACACCCAGGCUUGCACCUCGCACUAUAACAGGAUUGCAGAUAUUCACAGUUGUUAUAUGUUACAAAAAUAUUAUAACACAUUUAAGGAUUUAAAUCCUUAAAUGUAAAAAAUUCUAAGACAUAAAGUUAAGCACAUACUAAAAAUUAAAAAAAAUCAAAGUGUUAAAAAGAUUUAAAAAAUAAAAAUAAUUAACUCACUGUCAAACUUAAGUUGUAAUAAAAGAAAAUCAAGCAUAUACCUAUAUGUUCAGACUGAGACUGAAUCCAAACAAUAUCACUGUGCACUACACAACUGCAUGUUGCAUGCACUAGAGACAUGUGAGUCUGUGUGUGUGUGUGUACAUGCGGGUGUGCAACAUGUAGUUUGGUAGUGUACUAGUUCUGUGCAGUGACAUUGUAUGAACUCAAUCUCACAGGUCUGUUUUUGACAUAUAACUUUUUGUGCGUUUCAAAUCAACCAUUGCCAAUAAUAAACUUAAUCAAAGGUAUUGUGGUAGAUACAUGGGAGCAUAAACAAGUCAGUCACUCAGAAAUUAAAAAAAAAAAAAAAAAAUGGGUGAUAAGCAAAUGUCAUGGUCAAGUGAUGGAUCAUCUGAUGAGGGAUAUUAAACUGCUAAUAAAGACUUGCUCGGAUGGGAUUUAUAAAAGUAUGUUUAAACUACCAGAGGUAUAAUCCCUCAUGAUAAUAUGAGGGCUAUCAAGAAAGUAGAUUAUGUUUCAUACUGUAGCCGCUAGGGGCGGACUAUCGCAGCCAUUUUGAUGUCAGGGAGUUUCUCCAUUGAGUGACUAUCCAGCCAUGCUAGUGAGAGGUUACUGUCACCCUUUUUGUUUUACAAUAGCAGUUUAAAAUGUGUGAUGCUAUCGAAAAUCCUGGUAGUUGUGAAGUACGGUUGUUUAAUACGGUGUUUGUUGGCUAAGCACAAUAAACUGAUUGAGAUUUAUCGCCAACUCUGUGAAGUUUAUGGAAAAAAUGUGAUUACUGAAAGUUGAGUGCAUUAGGUAUAAAAAUGGCUGAACUUGUUGUAAAUAAAUAGUCAGAGGAUUAAUAAUCAAGUUAAUGUUUAUUAAUUAGCAAAUAUAUACACAUUAAGCACACCGACAAUGUAACACGUUGAAGACGUACGGAAAAGAAUAAUACAUAUUUAGCUAUAGCAGCUGUUGUAAAAGUUGGUGCAAGCGCACGUUGAUUUUUUUGCUGUCGUAGUGUGUGUCUGUGUGAACCACCAAUACACGCGGGUAUUGUCAAUUAUUUAUAACAGAACUAAUGUGCAUGAUGACGAACGAAGUGGACGGCCAAGCAUUGUGACCAAUUAAAUUGUCUCUAAAUUCUAUGAGAAGAUAAAAGAAGACGACCGAUUUACAAUAACAGAACUGUCACAUAGUUUUCCUCAAAUUUCAAGGAGUUUUUACAAAUUUCAAGGAAAUUGUUAUGCAGAAGUUAGGAUCACAGGAGACGGUACUUGAGUAAAACACGUGAAUUGGGAAACCAAAUUACAGCCUAUUGAGUAGUGAUGAUGACGUGGAUCCGCGGGAGGGUGUGACUACCUGGUUGAAAUCUCAGGCGGCAGAAUUUCAUAACGCUGCAAUUUCAAAACUAAUUCACCGCUAUGAUGUGCCUAAAUUUUUAUGGUGACUAUGUUGAAAAAUAGUAUUUUAGUGUCACUUUCAAAUUUAUAUAAUACAAUUUUUUUAAUGUACUUUGUUUAUAUCAAAACGUAAUCUACUUACUGGAUAGUCCUCGUAUUAUUAUAUUUACAAUGUGUACAAAUAAAUUUACAUCGAUUCACAAAAUUUAAGCUUUACAAUUCUUUUAUUUGUAAAUAUCAAUUAAGGAACGCUUAGCAAAUCCAAUUAUUUGUAUAUAAAAAAUGUUUUAUAUAUUAUGUAAACUCAAUUCUAUGGCUGUUUUUUAGCAUUUAAGAUUACUAAGACUACAUUUGUUCGUUGUUGCAUUUAUCUGUACAAAAAUCACUUUCUGUUCCUUUUUAAAGAUCUGUCUUAACAAAAUCAUGUUAAAUGAACUGCAUUAGAUUUGAUUCACAUCAAGUUUGGCAUUUUGAGAACUGUCUUAUCAAACCAAGGUGUAGUAUGUAUAAUGUUUAUUCGAUUUUUGAAUAUUUGUAACAUAUGGUAGAGAGUCAACUACUGAAAUCAAUAGGGAUCUAGGUGUAUAAACUGUAUGGAUAUUAAAAAUGUUUUAUCCAUAUAUUCAACUAAAUUGCUAGGAAAAACUCUAUUAUUACAUAAUUAGACAUCAGUUAAUAAAAGGUUGAACGAGUUGAAAAAUGAAGUAAAUAAUUAUUCUUAAUUGACAGGAUUUUUCAAUAUAAAUUUAUAAUUUUUAUUGUUGCUGUACUUAUUUUGAUUAUGUAUGAGUCAGUAUUUUUUCAAUGAUAUUUUAUUAGUAAUAAAUAUGCACCAAGAACAUUUUUAUUGCAUUUAGAAUAUUUUCAAAAUACACAUAAUUCAUAAGAAAGUAACAACUACAUUUGAAAUUGAUAAAAUGUGUGUACAUAAAAUUGUGUACAUGUUAUAAAGUGUUAUAAUAUGAAAUAUUAAUAAUUUAAUAUAAUGAGGAUGAGAGCUGGGUUUUAAUAAUACAGAUUGGACAUUGAUAUGGUAGGAAUAGUUGGCUUAUCUUUACCAAAUUGGAAGAUUGAGCUUUUCUUCUUAAAAUAGAAACACUAGCUUAGAACUUGAGUCAUUUAAAAAUAUAUAUAAACAGAUAAAAAAUAGUAAUUUUCCCCUUCCAUCAGUACUAAAUUCAUCAAUUUCUUCAUCUCCCUCUCUAUUUUCUCCUUUUUUAUAAUCUUCUUUACCCAUUUCGUCACUGUUUUGGCUCACCCUAUCUACCUAGCUGUGUCUCUUCACUGGCUAUGACCACUUUAACAGGACAAUAAUAUUUGUUCCAAUGUAGUGUUUAUGUGUCGGGAGAGGAGGCUUGACCUUCCAACGUCAAGUCUCCUCUUCAUAACCCCCUUCCAAUCUAUUUAAUUUAAAGUUGCAUUAA
Molecule: messenger RNA, 7463 nt
Organism: Homalodisca vitripennis (glassy-winged sharpshooter)
Lineage: Eukaryota; Metazoa; Arthropoda; Insecta; Hemiptera; Cicadellidae
Gene: KLHL18
Product: kelch-like protein 18
Exons: 10
Coding region: 337-2079 (580 amino acids)
Molecular function (GO): protein binding
Source: RefSeq, a predicted model, not a curated record